AUGAUUGCCAUCGGCCUUGAAGGCUCAGCCAACAAAAUCGGCGUGGGCAUUAUGCUCCAUCCGAAAAAUGGCGGCCCCGCUCAAGUCCUCGCAAAUGUCAGGCAUACCUAUAACGCGCCACCAGGGGAAGGGUUUUUACCCAAAGAUACAGCUCAGCAUCAUCGCGCAUGGGUUGUGAAGCUGGUUAAGCAGGCUCUUGUAGAGGCAAGAAUAUCGGUGGAUGAUGUGGACUGUAUUUGCUACACCAAGGGCCCUGGUAUGGGAGCCCCGCUUCAGAGCACAGCUGUCGCGGCACGCAUGUUGAGUCUUUUAUGGGGGAAGGACUUGGUUGGUGUGAAUCAUUGUGUUGGACAUAUUGAGAUGGGACGACAAGUUACAGGGGCCACAAACCCCGUGGUUUUAUAUGUGUCCGGGGGUAAUACACAGGUCAUAGCAUAUAGCUCGAAACGAUAUCGCAUAUUUGGAGAAACACUCGACAUAGCUGUCGGAAACUGCUUGGACAGAUUCGCACGCACACUAUGUAUUCCAAACGACCCAGCACCGGGCUAUAAUAUCGAACAACUUGCCAAGAAGGGAAAACGUUUAGUCGAAAUGCCCUACACCGUCAAAGGGAUGGAUUGCUCCUUUUCAGGCAUCCUAGCACAUGUGGAUGGAUUAGCAACAUCUCUGGGUCUCAGUGGACAUGCUGCUGCUGCCUUGGAUGAGUUGGAUCAAACAGACUCAAACGGCGAUGCAGAUGCUAGCGACAAGAUUACCCGCGCGGAUUUGUGCUUCUCGUUACAAGAAACGAUAUAUGCCAUGCUGGUUGAAAUCACCGAACGAGCGAUGGCACAUGUCGGUGCACAGGAUGUUCUUAUAGUUGGUGGUGUUGGAUGCAAUGAGAGACUGCAGGAGAUGAUGUCUCUGAUGGCACGGGACCGAGGUGGCUACUUGUAUGCCACAGAUGAGCGCUAUUGCAUUGACAAUGGUAUCAUGAUUGCCCAGGCUGGUUUGAUGGCACAUGGCUGCGGUUUCAAAACGCCCAUUGAGGAAUCAACAUGCACACAAAGAUUCCGAACGGACGCCGUUUAUGUUGAUUGGCGAGACUGA
Molecule: messenger RNA, 1089 nt
Organism: Talaromyces marneffei
Lineage: Eukaryota; Fungi; Ascomycota; Eurotiomycetes; Eurotiales; Trichocomaceae
Exons: 2
Coding region: 1-1089 (362 amino acids)
Biological process (GO): tRNA threonylcarbamoyladenosine modification
Cellular component (GO): EKC/KEOPS complex; cytoplasm
Source: RefSeq, a predicted model, not a curated record